GCCUUCUCCUCAGGGUCAUAUCCACCUUCAUCCUCCAUUCUUGUAAAUCCUUCUUUAUCUUAUCUGUGUCCAAUCACAAACCACAAAGUUGAAAUCUUUGUUUCUUGAUAGAAUCGGAGAGAGAUAAUAAAGAGAGAAUCCCAUAUAUAAUAGAUAAAAAUUACCAUAAACUCUAAUGGAGUCUGUUGUUUCAGAGCUUGAAGGGACCCUUUUGAAGGACCCUCAUGUUUUCUCAUACUUCAUGCUGAUAGCAUUCGAGGCAUCCGGGCUUGUCCGGUUCGCCUUCUUGUUGGCGUUGUGGCCGUUGAUUCGGCUUCUUGAGGUUUGUGGGAGGGGAGAUGAUGGGCUUAGGCUCACUGUAUUUGCAGCCACUGUUGGAGUCCCUGUCUCAGAGAUUGAAGCAGUGGCAAGAGCUGUUUUGCCCAAGUUCUACUUGGAUGACAUCAACAUGAGGGCUUGGAGAGUGUUCAGCUCGUACGAUAGGCGAGUUGUGGUAACUAGAAUGCCUAGAAUCAUGGUGGAGAGGUUUGGGAAGGAGCACCUCAUGGCUGGUGAUGUCGUUGGAACUGAACUCUCCGUUAAUCGAUUUGGACUCGCGACCGGCUUCAUCAAAAGUGGUAUUGGCUCAAUUGGUAAGAAAGUGACGGAAUUGUUCGGGGAUGAAAAACCUAGAUUAGGCCUAGGAAGGCCGAAAUGUGGUUUCAGCUCAUUAUUCAUGCCGUUGUGCCAGGAAGAGUGCCAUCCACCAUUCCCCAACAGAAAACCAAUGCACGAAAACCACAUCAUCCGCCCCCUCCCGGUGAUCUUCCACGACGGCCGACUCGUUAAGCGUCCAACACCAUCAGCCGCCCUCGUAAUCCUCCUAUGGAUCCCUCUAGGAAUCCUACUAGCAGCCAUCCGCAUCGCAGUAGGCUUGAUGCUUCCCAUGUGGGCUAUUCCUCGCGUAGCCCCGGCUUUCGGCGGCCGGGUUGUGGUCAAAGGUACCCCUCCGCCACCCGCCUCCGCCUCCAAUUCCGGCGUUCUCUUCGUAUGCACACACAGAACCCUAAUGGACCCCGUAGUCCUUGCUGCUGCCAUCCAACGACGAAUCCCUGCCGUCACCUACUCCAUCUCCCGAUUAUCCGAGAUCCUAUCGCCCAUCCCCACCGUCCGCCUGACUAGAAAUAGAGACGUCGACGCCCAGAAAAUCAAACGGGAACUCGAAAAAGGAGACUUGGUUGUCUGCCCUGAAGGGACAACUUGUCGAGAACCCUUUCUACUGAGGUUCAGUGCACUCUUCGCCGAACUAACGGAUCGAAUCGUGCCGGUGGCCAUGAAUUACAGUGUAGGGUUCUUCCAUCCUACCACAGCACGAGGAUGGAAAGCGAUGGACCCAAUAUUCUUCUUCAUGAACCCAAGACCAAUCUAUGAGGUCACUUUUCUGAAUCAGUUGCCAGUUGAAGCGACAUGCUCGGCUGGUAAAAGCCCACAUGAUGUGGCGAACUAUGUGCAGAGGAUCUUGGCUGCAGCAUUAGGGUUUGAGUGCACCAACUUUACGAGGAAGGAUAAGUACAGGGUUCUUGCUGGGAACGAUGGGACUGUGUCUCAAACUUCAGAACCUGAUACCAAAAUGGUUAACGCAUUCAAGAAGGUGGUCGCUAGCUUUAUGCUUCACUGAGGGAGAUAGUAAAUGGAAACAGGCAUUUGCUCUCCUUAGUACGUAGCUGUCCGGAAAUGCUGCCUUCUUACAAUUUAUCCUAUUUUUGUACACUUUAUGAAUGUACGAGAAUUCUUUUUUCCCUUUUUUUUUUUUUGUUUUUUUUGGGGGGUAGGGGGUGGGGUAAGAGGGUGGUUGUUGGAUCAGUUUUAUAUAUACCUUUGAUAUUGUUUUCCUAGAAGUGUUGAAUAAUUAUGUAUUUCAAUAUAUAAUUAACAGGCGAUAUAUACUGUCGA
This is a messenger RNA of Sesamum indicum (sesame), 1932 nucleotides long. RefSeq names its product glycerol-3-phosphate acyltransferase 5. Gene Ontology annotation, biological process: cutin biosynthetic process. Gene Ontology annotation, cellular component: membrane. The record is from RefSeq and is a predicted model, not a curated record. Gene Ontology annotation, molecular function: glycerol-3-phosphate 2-O-acyltransferase activity; phosphatase activity. NCBI's taxonomy places the organism in Eukaryota, Viridiplantae, Streptophyta, Magnoliopsida, Lamiales, Pedaliaceae.